AGUUCUUUCGGUGAAUGUUGGGUGCGAUUACCAGCGAUUACUUUGUGCGACUUUUUAGAAUUUAACUUUAAACGUUAUUAGUUGCUCAGAUGGCUCAACGAUUUUAGUGAAACUUUGUUCGGUGCAAAAUUCGGAAAGUGAAAGUGAAUUGGUGUGCUGUAAUGUAGAUUGGCGUAUAAAUUAUCUCGAACACAAACUCUAAAUUGCAUUUCGAACAAAAAUUCAAGUGCGCCAUACGCGUAAAUGUGUUGUGAAUUUAAGCUCAAAGUGACUACACUUUAAAACAUGUGGAGUUCGCGAUCAUAAAAUCUAAAAGUAGGUAAAUCAAAUUUGCAACAAAUCUUUUGGUGUAAAAUGAAACUUUACUUCGAGGAUAAUUCAAAUUCGUUUUGUGCAUUAGUAGUAAUUGAUUUGAAAAGGAGCUGGAAGUGAUUUUACGAAUCAGUUAAGUUUGUGUAAAAAUUUUAUGGAAAUGGAGGAGUGCUUCGCGAAACUGUUGGAGGGACAUCGGCUUCGUCCAUCUCCACCUAUGCCCGUCUACUUCAUCUCGCCCUGUGGCCUGACCAAGGGCAAAUGCUGGACUUCAAGGCUUCCUGACCUUCGCUACUCGUCUGUUCUUCUCUUCGAUCCUCGAUGCAGUUUGUCCCCGCCAAAAGUCCUGUUGUGUUUACGUGAGCUUGAAUUAAAUAGACUGAAACAAGUGUGA
Gryllus bimaculatus (two-spotted cricket) is the source of this 706-nucleotide messenger RNA. The record is from the annotation of a GenBank genome assembly. NCBI's taxonomy places the organism in Eukaryota, Metazoa, Arthropoda, Insecta, Orthoptera, Gryllidae.